CUGAGCCGUCCAAACCCAGGGGAGCAUAUAGUCUGUGCUAGCGAAACAGGCUGCACCUGCACCUCUUACUCCACACUGUUUGCACACGAAAUGGGAGCACCAAUCCAAUCUGGCCCGGCUCAGGACACGCUGACCGUGCGUGACAACCGCACAGGCAAGACUUACACAAUUCCAAUCGUGGAUAAUGCAGUUGAUGCCAGUGGCUUCAAGACUAUCAAGUCUCCUGCUAAGCCUGGAGAGCGGCCGGAGAAUGAAACAGAGAAGGGUCUGCGAGUUGCUGACAAGGGGUUCCUGAACACAGCUGUCAUACAGAGUCGGAUAACAUACAUAGACGGAGAGGCAGGAGUCUUGCGGUACAGAGGAUACCCGAUUGAGCAACUCGCCGGACGCUCCUCACAUCUAGAAUGUGCCUAUCUCCUGAUUUACGGCUCUCUCCCAACACGCAGUCAACACAAUCACUUCGAAUCUGAGGUCUUGAGGCAUGGCGUCAUGCAUUCGGACGCACAGACGUUCUUCCGUUCUUUCCGAUAUGACGCACAUCCCAUGAGUAUGCUUACAAGUGCAUUUGCUAUGCUUGGUUCCUAUUACCCUGAGGCCAACCCAUCGCUGCAAGGGCAACGCCUCUAUACAGAAGGCGAUAGGACCUCACUUGAAAAUAUGGACAGGCAAAUCUAUCGUAUCAUUGGCAAGGCCACUACUCUUGCAGCAAUGGCAUAUCGUGUCCGUCAAGGUCGUGACUUCGUGACGCCUCCAACGGGGCUUAGCUAUACAGGCUCGUUCCUGUACCAGAUGGACCAUCUUGGCGAGGAGAACUAUGCACCUAAUCCCGUUCUGGAGAAAGCACUGGAUGUACUCUUCCUAAUUCACGCGGACCACGAGCUCAACGCCUCUUGCACCACCGUACUUCAAACCGCAAGCUCCCUGGUUGAUCCUUAUUCGGCCGUUGCUGCUGGUUGCGCGUCGUUGUAUGGACCAUUGCAUGGGGGUGCUAACGAGGCAGUCAUCCGCAUGCUGAUCUCUAUUGGCAAGCCCGAGAACGUGCCCGCCUUCAUUGAGGCAGUGAAGAGACGCGAGAAGACGCUCUCCGGGUUUGGACAUCGGGUCUACAAAACGUCAGACCCACGCUCUUUUAUCGUGCGCAAGACCGCCGACGCCGUGUUUGCCGUCACCGGUAAGGAUGAGCUACUUGAGACCGCGAUGGCAUUACACGACGCUGCGAUGAAGGAUGAGUACUUCAUUAAGCGGAAGUUGGCUCCGAAUGUGGAUUUCUGGAGUGGUCUGAUCUAUCGUGCUAUGGGCUUCCCUCUCGACUUUUUCCCUGUUCUCUUUGUUGUGCCUCGCGUUGUGGGCUGGCUCGCGCACUGGCGUCAAAUGAUGCUGCAGGAAGGCGGUGUAAAGAUUUGGCGCCCUAGACAGAUUUAUACGGGCUCCGGAAAGCGGGAUUAUAUGCCCGUGGACGAACGUGGUACCGGUGAGGGCAAACUCGGAGAAACACCUUCGGUUGUACAGCAUGGAGGCAUCACGAAGCGCACCAUGCUUGCGGAUUUCAAGGGCAAAGCUAAACUGUGAUCUCCGUUUUGCGGCUCCGCAUUCUACUCCUGAAAUUUGUUUUGUAUCGAAUGUACAGUACAGAUUUUUCGACUGGAACGAUGCUGACUCUUU
This is a messenger RNA of Phanerochaete carnosa HHB-10118-sp, 1662 nucleotides long. RefSeq lists its product as uncharacterized. Gene Ontology annotation, molecular function: acyltransferase activity, acyl groups converted into alkyl on transfer. The record is from RefSeq and is a predicted model, not a curated record. The coding region runs from base 91 to 1569 and encodes 492 amino acids. The transcript has 18 exons. Lineage: Eukaryota; Fungi; Basidiomycota; Agaricomycetes; Polyporales; Phanerochaetaceae. Gene Ontology annotation, biological process: tricarboxylic acid cycle.